Molecule: messenger RNA, 2262 nt
Organism: Lotus japonicus
Lineage: Eukaryota; Viridiplantae; Streptophyta; Magnoliopsida; Fabales; Fabaceae
Product: scarecrow-like protein 3
Exons: 1
Coding region: 610-1947 (445 amino acids)
Biological process (GO): response to gibberellin; regulation of DNA-templated transcription
Cellular component (GO): nucleus
Molecular function (GO): sequence-specific DNA binding; DNA-binding transcription factor activity
Source: RefSeq, a predicted model, not a curated record
AAACCUUCUCACAAAUUCCAUGCUCCACUGAGGUGUGAGUGAAGGGCAACAAAACAAUAAAGACAAAAGGGACCCUUCACGCAUUGUCGACAGCCAUGAAGAACAACAAGUCCUUGAAACCAGAGAAACAAACUACUCCAACACACUAAACACUCACUCACUCCGUUUCUGGUUUUUCAGUGUUCCAAGAGGCAAGCCUUGGACUUUUCUUGGGGCUUCUUCUCCCUUUUUCUUCAAUUCCAAAACCCACCAAGGAAUCAGCGUUUCCUCGUUUCUGUUGCUUGUUCUCCUUCGUGCUUUCACAUGGUUUUGUAGGGUUCCCCUGUAACUGCUUCUUUGUUUUCUUUCUCAAUUUGUGGAAAAUCUGUUACCCUUUUCAUCAUUUACUGUAAUGAAAACGUUGAAGUUGCUCUGAACGUGAGUUGUGCAGGUUCUUAUCUGUUUCUCGUUUUCUUCUUUGUUUGUCCUGUUAUGCUUUCCCUUAUAGGAUCUAUAUAAAUCAGUUGCAGAGUGUUCUUAGUUUUGCUGUGUGUUUUGCUUUGAACUUGUGUUUUAUAAUUCCUCAUUCCUUUUCCAUAUUAGCUUCUUCAUUAGUUUUGUUGUUGUUACAUGGUAACUUCUUCACCCUUGCCAUACUUCUCCAUGAUGUCACUUUCUCCUACAACCUUAGGAUCCCCAAACCCCUGGCUUAGAGAGCUGAAAUCUGAGGAAAGGGGUUUGUACUUAAUCCAUUUGUUGCUAACUUGUGCAAACCAUGUUGCUGCUGGUAGUCUUGAAAAUGCAAACACCACACUUGAGCAGAUUUCCAUGCUUGCUUCCCCUGAUGGGGACACUAUGCAGCGAAUCGCAGCGUAUUUCACUGAAGCGCUUGCCGACCGGAUACUUAAAACCUGGCCUGGGCUUCAUAGAGCCCUCAACUCAACUAGGAUGAUCUUGGUUUCUGAGGAAAUUCUUGUCCAGAAGCUCUUCUUUGAGCUUUUUCCUUUCCUGAAGGUGGGAUUUAUUCUGACUAAUCAGGCUAUCAUUGAAGCAAUGGAAGGAGAGAAGAUGAUUCAUAUAAUUGAUCUCAAUGCUGCUGAAUCUUCUCAGUGGAUUGCUCUCCUCCAGAUAUUGAGCGCGCGUCCUGAAGGCCCUCCUCAUUUGCGAAUCACCGGGGUUAAUCAGAAGAAAGAGGUUUUGGAUCAGAUAGCUCAUAAACUUAUUGAAGAAGCUGAAAAGUUGGAUAUACCAUUCCAGUUCAAUCCUGUGGUUAGCAAAUUAGAAAACCUUGAUUUCGACAAACUUCGUGUGAAAACUGGGGAGGCACUAGCAAUAAGCUCUAUUCUCCAAUUGCAUUCUCUUCUGGCAUGGGAUGAUGAAGCAGUGCAGAGAAAAUCUCCUCUUCUGUCAAGAAGCUCAAAAGACAUGGUUAAUGGUUAUAACCCUAGUCCGGACUCAACCUCAUCAUCACCAGCAUCUUUAGCCAAUUCAAAUUCAAUGAAUAUGGAGAGUUUUCUUAAUGCGUUAUGGGGAUUAUCACCAAAGGUCAUGGUUGUGACAGAACAAGACUCCAAUCAUAAUGGUUCCACUCUGAUGGAGAGGCUGCUAGAAUCUCUGUAUUCUUAUGCAGCAUUGUUUGAUUGUUUGGAAUCCACUGUCCCAAGAACCUCCUUGGAGAGAAUAAAGGUGGAGAAGAUGCAUUUUGGUGAGGAAAUCAAGAACAUCAUUGCGUGUGAGGGAUUUGAAAGAAAGGAGAGGCAUGAAAAGCUGGAAAAAUGGUUCCAGAGAUUUGAUUCAGCUGGGUUUGGUAAUGUGCCUUUAAGCUAUUUUGGGAUGUUGCAAGCAAGGAGGUUACUUCAAAGCUAUGGUUGUGAGGGAUAUAGAAUGAGGGAAGAAAAUGGUUGUGUAGCAAUUUGCUGGCAGGAUCGGUCAUUGUUUUCAAUAUCAGCUUGGAGAUCUAUGAAGUAAGAUAGAAUUAGAAGCCAGAAUUAGAAGGGUAAAAAAUUAUAGGGAUUAAGUGUUUGGUGGUCUUUUUCUUUCAUCUUUUUUCUUUUUAUGAAGUGCCUUGUCUUUAUGGUAAUGAUUAUUUAUCUAGAUCAGUUUUUAGAUAUACUCAUAUUGCCUUGUAAAACCCCAUGAUGAAAGAAAAUUUGGAAUGACAAAAAGAGGAAGGGGAACAGAAAAAAAUAGAACAUGUAAUUCAGGUUCUAUUUACAGUUUCAUUGUUUACUAUUGAUCUAUGGUUAAUUUUAUAAACUUCUAUACCUUCACUUGUAUUUAGUA